Messenger RNA from Aplysia californica (California sea hare), 3729 nucleotides. Its product is annotated as aldehyde dehydrogenase, mitochondrial. Bases 342 to 1907 code for a protein of 521 amino acids. NCBI's taxonomy places the organism in Eukaryota, Metazoa, Mollusca, Gastropoda, Aplysiida, Aplysiidae. The record is from RefSeq and is a predicted model, not a curated record. The transcript is spliced from 15 exons. Gene Ontology annotation, molecular function: aldehyde dehydrogenase (NAD+) activity.
AGAUAUCUCUAAUGGUUUCGGUCGCUGACUGCUAGGCCUGGUACGCGUCACAACUUGGAUUACUUUACUUUACGCUUGUUGCGCUUUGCUCAAAGGCCUUGACCUAGGUAGAUUUAUUUAGAGUCUAGGUAGGCUGGCUGUGUCGUGCUGAAGCCUCUUUCACUCUGUCAGGCUUGGUCUACGACUACGACUCGGAGGAAAACUUGGAGUGCGCCUGUUUUGUGGGGAUUGAGGAAUUUGCUCACCUCGAGUUUCUAGAUCUACAAGGCUGCUUUCAACUCGAACUUGUCGGGGUACCAUUGAAAAGGAAGUCUGAUUGUCAGCUCCGCUGUGUGUAGACAAUGUCGGCUGUUUUGAAUCUACUGAGAAGCAGACUUGCUUCGUCUAGCAGUUUUGCUAGUUACAAGCAAUUAAGAUGCAUGUCAGCCGCCCCUAAUCCAAACCCACAACCAGAUAUCAAGUGUGCCAAGAUUUUCAUCAACAACGAGUUUGUUGAUGCUGUAAGUGGCAAAACAUUCCAAACAGUGGAUCCGUCUACAGAGCAAGUUAUUUGUGAAGUGGCUGAGGGUGACAAGGCGGAUGUUGACAAAGCAGUUAAAGCAGCGAAUGAAGCUUUCCGCUUGGGAUCUCCAUGGCGCACAACGGACGCAACAGAGAGACAAAAUCUGAUGCUCAGGCUGGCAGAUCUCAUUGAAAGAGACAGAAACUACAUUGCUUCCCUAGAAACCCUUGACAAUGGCAAACCUUUCAGUGCAGCCUUUGCAGUCGAUGUGGAACUGGCCAUCAAGUGCUACAGAUAUCAUGCUGGAUGGGCCAAUAAAAAUGGAGGCAAAGUGGUACCAAUGGAUGGGAACUUUUUCUCCUACGUUCGCCAUGAGCCUGUGGGUGUCUGUGGACAGAUCAUUCCUUGGAACUUCCCUCUUCUGAUGCAAGCCUGGAAGCUUGGCCCUGCUCUGGCCAUGGGUAACACAGUUGUGAUGAAACCUGCGGAACAAACCCCUCUGACUGCUCUGUACAUUGCUCAACUGGCUGCUGAGGCUGGCUACCCGCCAGGUGUUGUGAAUGUUGUCCCUGGCUUUGGACCAACAGCUGGUGCUGCCAUCGCAGAGCACAUGGACGUAGACAAAGUUGCUUUCACAGGUUCCACUGAGAUUGGACAGCUCAUCCCUCAAAUGGCGGCCAGAACUAACCUGAAGAGGGUCACCUUGGAACUGGGCGGAAAGAGCCCCCAGAUUGUCUACUCAGACAGUAAUAUGGAGAACGUGGUGGACAGCACACACUUGGGUCUGUUCUUCAACCAGGGCCAGUGCUGUACGGCCGGCUCUCGUGUGUUUGUGGAGGAGAAAGUCUACGACGACUUUGUGGAACUGGCCACAGAGAAGGCCAAGAACCGCACCAUUGGGAACCCGUUUACCGAUGUUGACCAGGGUCCACAGGUUGAUGCUGAUCAGAUGGGCAAAAUUCUUGAGCUGAUUGAUAGCGGGAAGAAACAGGGUGCCAAAAUGACAGUGGGUGGAAGUCGCGUUGGUGACAAAGGCUACUUUGUUGCUCCUACUGUCUUUGCCGAUGUGCAGGAUGACAUGAGGAUUGCCAAGGAGGAGAUCUUUGGACCAGUCAUGCAAAUCAUGAAGUUCAAGAAUGACUCUGACCUGCUUGAGAGGGCCCACAACACCAUCUACGGUCUGGCUGCCUCUGUCUACACACAGGACAUAGACAGAGCUCUCUUCCUGGCCAACAGUCUAAGGGCUGGAACUGUUUGGGUGAAUUGCCACAAUGCCUUUGACACUGCCAUGCCAUUUGGUGGCUACAAAAUGUCUGGCCAGGGCCGUGAGCUUGGAGAGUAUGGCAUUGAGGCGUACACAGAGGUGAAAUCGGUCAUCAUCAAGAUCCCCCAGAAAAACUCUUAAACUGUAAUGGGAGUGUUCGACGGAACCUCAAAAGUGAUGCGUUUUGAGCUUUUGUUGUGUUUUGACCAGUGAUAUUGCUCACCCGCAUUGUUGUUGAUUUUGUUUGUACUUUGUUCUUUGUUGGUCAAGAUUUUGCAAUCUCAUUUCUGAACAUUUUCUUUUCAUUUGAGAUGCAAAAAGUAGAGACCUAUUUGGCUACUUAGGUCUUGUUCAUGAAUAUUCUAUAUUUUGGUGUAUUUCAAACACUUUUCAGUUCUCCACAAAUUACUUUAUUAAUUGCUCUAAGUUAUAGUCUCAGAAGGACAGACAUUAUUCUUUUUGUUUCUUUUACAGUGCAAGUUUAUUAUGAGAGAUUGACUAGGAAGCUGUGUUUGUCAUAGAGAACUGGAUUUGAUUCAUAGUCCUUUCGUUAUAAGAUUCAACAUAAACAAUUGUUGACUAUUUUUCUAUACUCAUCUGUGACCCAAAUGUCUAAGAUGUGCUUGAUCCUUUCUGUAACAUCCUUGGAUUUUUUUUCUGAAUGGAUAAUUGAAAGUUAUGCUCCAAUUCAAUUAAUUGGUGUACUUUUAGUGAUAGUGUGCUAUUGAAGCAUUGUCCAAACAUAGGUUUUCUUUUAUAUCAAGUUCAUGACAAUAUUUUAAACUUUAUUGUGCUCUCAAACUUUUGAUUAAAAUUAAUUUACCCAAGACUUUCACUUCAUGUUAUUGGAACUGUAAAUUAAGAAAAAGCAACAACGAGCAUUUUUGGAAAAUAGGAACAUGUUAUGACAUUAGGAUCCAAGGGGUCACAUAUUAUAUAUUUUUGCAAAUGUUAAUAAUCAGAUAACUGAGAAGGCUCGCAUGACAAUAUCUAUUUUUUUCUAGACAUCUUGUAUUUAAUUUUGGUGGGAUUGAAAAAAACUAACCUUGUGAAGCAUGAAAUUAAUCCUUGUUGUUGUUAUGUUGUUAUCGAUCCAGGAAAUUAAUCCUUAAAAUCAUAAUGAUAUUAUGUUUUUAUUUUGAGCUCCCUGCUUGAGACAUUGCUGAUUUUUAUAUUUCCUAAUAGUUAACAUUUUGGUUAUUAAUUGAAAAGAUUCAUUUUUUGUUUUCUGUUUUGGUUCUUCUUGUUUGUUUUAUUUUUCCUGUUUGUUUUUGGAUUAUGUGAUAUUUAACAUAGCAUAAAUUAAUGAGGAAGAUUCAGCUUUCUGAUAGCCUACUGCUGAAGUAGCCCAUACCUUUCAGUUCAAUUUAAAAUCUUUGUAAUGCAGAUAACCCAAAAUGUGGUGAGUUCAUACAUUGUUCCAAAAGUACCAUUGAUAUGCAUAUGUUUCAUUUUUAGAUGCAAAAGAGAAAUGUUCUCUUUUUCACUUAAAAGAACACUUCCAUUUUAGAUUGAUAGCAAGUAUGCUUUAUUUGAGGUUGCGUGAUAAAGUUUCUAGAUUGCAUUGCUUUGCAAAAUAAGUGUUUUGGACUUUGUAUUUUCCAGAAUGUGUUGCGUGGAUAUUUUCUGUUUUUGUGCCUGACAUGAUUGAGGUCCACUCUCAAAAUGUCUUGCUUUUCUUAAUUCUCGGGUAUCCAUGAGAAGUGUUUGAAUGUUUUUAAUGUUGAACUAACAAUGGAAAAGUCCAAGUGCCCUUUGACAAAGGCUGGCUGUCUUGUUUUCAAGAGAGUAGAUUUGUACCCAUAUUGUGGAUUACUAACCCCCUCUUUUGUCUUCAGUCAGUGUCUGCCAUAGGAGCUUUCUGUCUAUGACAGCUUAUUUAAUCUACACAAAUGUACCCACUAUACAAUUGUGAAAGUGACAAAUGUAAUCAUGAUUAAUAUUAAAAUUUUGUGUGAAAUGA